CGCGACGCAGCAGCCACCACGUGAGCUCGAUGCUCGAUGAUCGCACUGGUUGCUGGCCUCUCGCACUCCCUGCUGGUGGGCGGCCCUCCUACGCGGACAGGCGGCGCGCGCUGCGCCAGCAGCCCGUGCAUGGCCGAGUCGCCUAGGAAGCUCCGUGUCGGCCUCGUCGGUGGCGGCACUGUCGGCGGCGGCAUCGUCACCAUCCUCGAGGGCGCGCGCGAGCUGCAGGCGUCGCUUGGGGUGGACGUGGAGAUCGCGACGAUCUGCGUGCGCGACAAGGCGAAGCCACGCGACUUCCCGCUCCCUGCCGGCUGCGCUGUCGUCGACGACGUGGAGGAGAUCCUCGGCGACGGCAGCAUCGAUCUCGUGUGCGAGGUGAUGGGAGGCACGACGCUGGCCAAGGAGGUGGUGAUGCGCUCGAUCGCGGACGGCAAGCACGUGGUGACGGCCAACAAGGCGCUCAUCGCGGCGGCGCUGCCCGAGCUUCAGGAGAAGCUCGCCGAGGCCAACGCAAAGCAGGUGCUCGGCUCCGAGGGCAAGUUCGGGUUUGAGGCGGCGGUGUGCGGCGGCAUCCCAAUCAUCCACGCGCUGCAGCGAGACUUUUUGGGCGACGAGGUGUCGCAGCUGUCUGGCAUCAUCAACGGCUGCACCAACUUCAUCCUCUCCAACAUGGCGCAGGGAGGCCUCUCCUACUCGGACGCGCUCAAGGAGGCGUCGGCGCUCGGAUACGCAGAGGCCGCGCCGCGCCGCCGCCGCCUCGCCACACGCCACCCCCCUCGCCACACCUCCCCUCCCCACGCCGCCUCGCCUCGCCUCCUCCCGAGAUCAGCCGAGAUCAGCCGAGAUCACCCGAGAUCACCCGGGGACUUAGCCCCGUGCCGCGGCCUCACCGAGGCGGCCGCCACUUCCUUUGAGGCACCACCACUCAGACCACGCAGACGACAUCAACACGUCCUCACCACAGACCGGCUCUCCGCCUUUGUCUCGCCCUGCUUCGUCCCGACCUCCAACACGCUCGCCUCCAUCAGCGGCGCGACCAACGCGGUGCAGAUCGGCUCCGCCAACCUCGGCAGCACCGUCCUGGUGGGGCAGGGCGCCGGCCGGCUGCCGACGGCCAACUCUUGCGUGUCAGACAUCCUCGACAUC
This is a messenger RNA of Emiliania huxleyi CCMP1516, 1146 nucleotides long. RefSeq lists its product as hypothetical. NCBI's taxonomy places the organism in Eukaryota, Haptophyta, Isochrysidales, Noelaerhabdaceae. Gene Ontology annotation, molecular function: homoserine dehydrogenase activity; NADP binding. Gene Ontology annotation, biological process: L-threonine biosynthetic process. The annotation marks the transcript as partial. The record is from RefSeq and is a predicted model, not a curated record. The transcript has 5 exons.